Molecule: messenger RNA, 822 nt
Organism: Rasamsonia emersonii CBS 393.64
Lineage: Eukaryota; Fungi; Ascomycota; Eurotiomycetes; Eurotiales; Trichocomaceae
Product: Short chain dehydrogenase/reductase family oxidoreductase
Exons: 2
Coding region: 1-822 (273 amino acids)
Molecular function (GO): oxidoreductase activity, acting on the CH-OH group of donors, NAD or NADP as acceptor
Source: RefSeq, a predicted model, not a curated record
AUGUCCGGCCGGCCAUUAGAAGGCAAAGUGUCCCUCGUAACCGGGGCCUCCUCCGGGAUGGGCAGAGCGACCGCAUUGGCUCUAGCGAAAGAAGGCUCGAAAGUAGUCUGCUGCGACUUGAAGCCGACGGCUAAUCCCAAGGGAUACGAAGCGGACAUCGACAAGACCACCGUGGAGCUGAUUACGCGAAAUGGAGGAGAAGCGAUUUUCCAGCAGGUCGACAUCUCCAACUUCUCUCAAGUUGAGGAGGCCUUUGAAAAGACCAUCACACAUUUUGGGCGUCUCGAUAUCCUCGUCAAUUGUGCGGGGUUCUGGGCGCCUUUCCGGCACUUCGUGGACGAGGAUGACGAGCUGUGGUCGAAGAUGCUGGCCGUCAACUCCGCGGGGACGUCCAAGAUGUCGAGGCUCGCCAUUCGACAAUUUCUGAAACAAGAAGUGGACCCGACUUGGGGCAGUCGCGGCCGGAUUGUGAAUAUUUCGUCUUGCGCGGCGCAGAUCGCCUAUGCCGGCGAGGUUGCCUACUCCGCUACGAAGGCCUCGAUCAACCAUAUGACACGAGCGGCGGCCAUUGACCAUGCCAAGGACUCCAUCAACAUCAAUUGUAUUGCUCCUGGGGUUGUUGCGACCGGGAUGGCACGAGGCAACCUGGAAGACAAGGGCAUUUCCCAGGUAAUGAAGGCAGCGACUCCGUGGCCACGACUGGGCAAUGCCGACGAUAUUGCUGGCGCGGUGCUCUUCUUCUGUCUACCUCCCUCACAAUGGAUCACGGGCCAAGUGCUCGCUGUGGACGGCGGUAUGACGUUAGGGGUCCCUGCCAACUGA